This is a messenger RNA of Lontra canadensis (Northern American river otter), 2343 nucleotides long. It is a transcript of the gene IFT81, whose product is annotated as intraflagellar transport 81. Gene Ontology annotation, cellular component: centrosome; cilium; intraciliary transport particle B. The record is from RefSeq and is a predicted model, not a curated record. NCBI's taxonomy places the organism in Eukaryota, Metazoa, Chordata, Mammalia, Carnivora, Mustelidae. Gene Ontology annotation, molecular function: tubulin binding. Gene Ontology annotation, biological process: intraciliary transport; cilium assembly. The coding region runs from base 172 to 2214 and encodes 680 amino acids. The transcript has 20 exons.
CCCCGAGGGCCCCGCGGAAACGCCCCGGCCCACCCGCCGGAAGUGACGUAAUCUCACGGCCUAGCAACCGUUGCCAAGGAGCUCGUCUCUAGGAACCCUGUAGAGCCUGGAUGCCUCCUGCGGGGGGGAAAAGUGGUUUCUUGAGGAGAAUUUGAGUUAUAAGACCCAAUUAUGAGUGAUCAAAUCAAAUUCAUUGUGGACAAUCUCAAUAAAGAACCUUUUAGGAAGAACUAUAAUUUAAUCACAUUUGAUUCCCUGGAGCCAAUGCAACUGUUGCAAGUUCUCAAUGAUGUUCUGGCUGAAAUUGACCCAAAGCAAGUUGUUGAUAUCAGAGAGGAGAUGCCAGAGCAAACAGCCAAAAGGAUGUUGAGCCUUCUUGGUAUCCUUAAAUAUAAACCUCCAGGAAAUGCCACAGACAUGAGUACCUUUCGUCAGGGUCUGGUGAUUGGAAGUAAACCCGUAAUUUAUCCAGUACUCCACUGGCUUCUUCAGAGAACUAGUGAACUGAAGAAAAGAGCAUAUUUAGCUCGUUUUUUAAUAAAACUUGAGGUACCAAGUGAGUUUCUUCAGGAUGAAACUGUGGCUGAUACCAAUAAACAGUAUGAAGAGCUAAUGGAAGCCUUUAAAACUUUGCAUAAAGAAUGUGAGCAACUUAAGACAUCUGGAUUUUCUACAGCAGAAAUAAGAAGGGAUAUCAGUGCCAUGGAGGAAGAAAAGGAUCAGCUCAUUAAGAGAGUUGAACGUUUGAAGAAAAGGGUGGAGACAGUUCAGAAUCAUCAACGGAUGCUUAAAAUAGCAAGGCAACUUAGAGUUGAAAAAGAGAGAGAAGAAUUUCUUGCACAACAGAAACAGGAACAAAAGAAUCAGCUAUUUCAUGCAGUGCAGAGACUGCAAAGAGUACAAAAUCAGCUGAAAAGUAUGCGCCAUGCAGCAGCAGAUGCAAAGCCUGAAAGUUUAAUGAAGAGGCUAGAGGAGGAGAUAAAAUUUAAUUCUUAUAUGGUUACUGAAAAAUUUCCUAAAGAAUUAGAAAGCAAGAAAAAAGAAUUGCAUUUUUUACAAAAAGUGGUUUUAGAGCCUGCCAUGGGCCAGUCUGAUCUUCUUGAGCUUGAAUCUAAAAUAAAUGAAAUAAACGCACAGAUCAAUCAGCUAAUUGAAAAGAAAAUGAUGAGAAAUGAGCCAAUUGAAGGCAAACUCUCACUAUAUAGGCAACAGGCAUCCAUCAUUUCUCAUAAAAAAGAAGCCAAAGCUGAGGAACUUCAGGAAGCAAAGGAGAAGUUGGCCAACCUAGAGAGAGAGGUGUCAGUGAAGACAAAUCAGACCCGUGAAUUUGAUGGCACCGAAGUUUUGAAGGGAGAUGAAUUCAAACGAUAUGUCAGUAAACUUCGAAGCAAGAGUACAGUUUUCAAAAAGAAGCAUCAAAUAAUAGCUGAAUUUAAAGCUGAAUUCGGUCUCUUGCAGAGGACAGAAGAACUUCUUAAACAACGUCAUGAGAAUAUUCAACAUCAGCUGCAAACUAUUGAAGAGAAAAAGGGUAUAUCUGGGUAUAGUUACACCCAGGAAGAGCUAGAACGGGUAUCUGCACUGAAGACUGAGGUUGAUGAGAUGAAAGGCCGAACACUCGACGACAUGUCUGAAAUGGUAAAAAAACUGAAUUCACUGGUAUCUGAAAAGAAGUCAGCUCUAGCCCCAGUUAUAAAAGAACUACGACAGUUGCGUCAGCAAUGUCAAGAACUAACCCAGGAGUGUGAUGAAAAGAAAUCCCAGUAUGAUAGCUGUGCAGCAGGCCUCGAAAGCAAUCGAUCCAAAUUAGAACAGGAAGUCAGGGGACUCCGUGAAGAAUGUCUUCAAGAAGAAAGUAGAUACCAUUACACAAAUUGUAUGAUUAAGAACCUAGAAAUACAGCUUCGUCGAGCUACCGAUGAGAUGAAGGCCUAUGUCUCUUCUGAUCAGCAAGAAAAAAGAAAGGCAAUUAGGGAGCAGUAUACAAAAAAUAUUGCUGAACAGGAAAACCUUGGAAAGAAACUCCGAGAAAAACAAAAAGCUGUACGAGAAAGUCAUGGUCCAAAUAUGAAACAAGCGAAAAUGUGGCGUGAUUUUGAACAGUUGAUGGAAUGUAAGAAACAGUGCUUUCUGAAACAACAAAGCCAAACUCCCAUGGGUCAGAGGAAUCUUUUAGGAACUAAUAUCUCUUGUUUUGAAGAAACAUUUAUCUGAAGUUCAGCAAUUCCUACAGUUUCAAUUCAGUUUCUCUUUCUUCUGUAAAAUUCAAGAAAAUUUGCUAUUUUGAAUAACAUAUUUGUUCUGUCUGAAUUAUUUAAAGGCAAAUAAAACUUGAUGUACGUA